Molecule: messenger RNA, 768 nt
Organism: Saccostrea cuccullata (small rock oyster)
Lineage: Eukaryota; Metazoa; Mollusca; Bivalvia; Ostreida; Ostreidae
Product: ryncolin-4-like
Exons: 4
Coding region: 1-768 (255 amino acids)
Source: RefSeq, a predicted model, not a curated record
AUGAGCAAUCUCUUGGCUGUAAUUUAUAUUGCUGCCUACUAUACGGUGCCUCUCGAUUCCAUGUUUUCUCGGAGGUACGCCAGAAACGUGGAGUUUGACGAUAAAAAGUCAGAACACGAACUUAUAGGAGAAUAUGCUAAAUCGUUUAAAGACUGUGCUGAGAAAUGUAGGGGAGAUUGUGGGGUCUUUGGGUAUAAUGAGGUAUUGAAGAAAUGCCGGCUCCACAGGAAUUUCAACAUGUUGACAACAUCAGAAGAGAAAGGCUGGAGAUCGUUCUUUAAUGAUUUUCCUGCUACAGACUGUCAGGAUAUUCUUGAUAAAGGACACAAUAACGACAGCGUGUACGACAUCUUUCCUUUUGGAAUCACCUCUAUCCCAGUCAAGGUGUUCUGUGACAUGACUACAAUGGGCGGGGGAUGGACGGCAAUUCAAAAACGGAUGGAUGGAUCCGUGACCUUUGACAGGAACUGGACAGAAUAUAAAAAUGGGUUUGGUUCACCAGAAACAGAAAUCUGGAUAGGAAAUGACAUCAUCCAUCAGUUAACAAAAGAAAACACUUCAUCCCUCCAUGUGUCUAUCACUCUCCAGAAUGGUACAACGUUUUAUGAAGUGUACGACCGAUUCUCUGUCUCCAAAGAAACAGGAAAAUAUCAACUCUUUCUUGCAGGACCUGCCACGGGGACUUUAGGUAACUGUAUUCAAGUUAAUUUCUUAAAACUGCAUAGAAAUCAUGAAUAUCAUCAUAUACUUCUUUUCAAGGAAAGAUGA